CUCCAGCCUAUAAAGCAGGUCUGAUCGCAGGCAGCCUGGGCGGAUCACUGCAAGAGCAGCGUUGCAGCUUCUUCACGCCCAGCAUCACACUUCUGUCCUCGUAAGGCCCUGAGCACCAUGACACACAAGGAGUUCCAGACUGCAGGGAAGAAGCCCGGCCUGCAGGUGUGGCGGGUGGAGAAAAUGGAUUUGGUACCCGUCCCUCAUGAAUUACACGGAAGCUUCUUCACCGGAGACGCUUACAUCUUGCUUUAUACUACCGCGGCUCCCUCUUACAACGUUCACUCAUGGAUUGGCACUGAAGCUACUCAGGAUGAGAGUACUGCUGCUGUCAUUUUCCAAGUUCAGCUGGAUGACUUCUUGAAUGGAACUCCUGUACAGUACAACGAGUUUCAAAAUGAAGAGUCAUCCACCUUUAUGAAAUACUUCAAGACUGGCAUCAAAUACAAGAAAGGUGGAGUACGCUCAGGUUUUAAGCAUGUGGUCGAGGAAAACGUGAAGCGUGCCCUACACGUUAAAGGUCGUCGGCUAAUCAGAGGAACAGAGGUGUCUUUAGAGUGGGCGUCCUUCAACAAAGGAGACUGCUUCAUCAUUGACCUGGGAAAGGACAUCUUCCUUUGGAGCGGCAGUGAGAGCAAUCGUUACGAGCGUCUAAAAGCCAUUCAGAUGGCCAACGACAUCCGCGACAAUGAGCGAAAUGGCCGCGCUGACGUUGAGAUAGUUGACGAAGGUUGUGAGCCAGAAGCCAUCAUCAGUGUAAUGGGACCCAAGCCUGAGCUCCCAUCUGGAACCUGUGAUGUUUCUGCUGAAAAGAAGAAGAAGAACCAGGCAUCCCUUUAUAUGAUUUCCGAUGCUGCUGACUCCAUGAAGACGACUUUGGUGGCUGAAAAAAACCCGUUCAAACAGAACAUGCUGUCCCAGAGCGAAUGCUACAUCCUGGACAAUGGAGCGGAUAGAAAGGUUUUUGUCUGGAAAGGGAAGGAUGCAAAUGAAGCCGAGCGCAAAUCAGCAGUUGAUAUCGCAAAUACGUUCAUCAAAGACCACGGAUACUCCCCAAGAACUCAGAUCCAGGUAUUUCCAGCAGGGAGUGAGAGCACCCUAUUUAAGCAGUUCUUCUCCGGAUGGUUCGAAGGGGACAUCAAGGGCCCACAUAAGGUCUCUUCCAUUGGUAGCAUUGCCAGUGUGAAGCAGAUUCCCUUCGAUGCCUCCAAACUCCACGACAACAAGGAGAUGGCUGCCCAGCACGGCAUGGUGGAUGAUGGCUCUGGGAAAGUCCAGAUUUGGCGUGUGGAAGGAGGUGAUAAAGUACCUGUGGACGCAUCCACCCACGGACAGUUCUUUGGAGGUGACUGUUACCUGGUGCUGUACUCCUACAACGAAGGCAGACAGAGGCAUAUCAUCUAUAUCUGGCAAGGUCUGAAGUGCACUCAGGAUGAACUGGCUGCUUCAGCUUUUCUCGCUGUCAACCUGGAUGAUUCCAUGGGUGGAAUAGCUACGCAGGUUCGGGUCACUCAGGGCCAAGAACCCUCACAUUUUGCGAGCAUUUUUAAAGGAAACCUUAUCAUCCACCUGGGUGGGACGUCCCGUUGCGGCGGCGAGAGUGCACCCAGCAGCACACGCCUCUUCCACAUCCGCAAGAGCUCCACCAAAGCCACACGAGCCGUUGAGGUGGAGCCCAGUGCCUCCUCUCUGAACACCAACGACGUGUUUGUGCUGAAGUCAAGUGAUGCCCACUUUGAGUGGAAGGGAAAAGGAGCCACUGAGGAGGAGAUCGCUACAGCUAAGCACCUCACCAAGCUGAUUGGAGGAGCUGCCACUGAGGUGGAGGAGACAAAGGAGCCACCUGCUUUCUGGGCAGUACUGGGUGGAAAGAAGGAGUACCAGACCUCCAAGGCCCUGCAAAGCGCCAUCAGGCCUCCACGACUGUUUGGUUGUUCAAACAAAACUGGCAAUCUGAUAGCGGAGGAGGUGCCCGGUGACUUCACACAGAUCGAUCUGGCAACUGAUGACGUCAUGAUUCUGGAUACCUGGGAUCAGCUCUUCGUUUGGAUCGGAAAAGAUGCCAAUGAGACAGAGAAAACUGGAUCGUUCGACAUCGCCAAAGAGUACGUAAAUUCGGACCCGUCUGGCCGCCGCGGUAUCCCCAUCACCACCAUCAAGCAGGGGGAGGAGCCUUUCACCUUCACUGGCUGGUUCCAGGCUUGGGACCCCAAGAUGUGGGAGAAAGAUCUUCUGCAGUGCAUGCAACAACAAAUGAAAAAGUAGAGGAAAAAAAACUCUAGAAAGAAUCAGCAUCUGCAAACAUUUGGAAAGUUUCAGUGCUUUGUUGAACUUUAAAGAAUAAUCAGCAUGAAAGAUGUCGUGAGCUUAGCAAACUUUGAUGCAGGUGGAGGGCAGCUUAGGUGCACUGAACAUCCAACUUUGUAUCACGAUUGCUAGUUUGUAUGAUUUCAUUUGCUUGUGAGAAUUAACUGACAGCUGUUUACGAUCCACUUUAAAACCCCUGAGUUAAGUGUGGCCUUAGAAUUAUUUGGAAUAUGUUUCAUAGAUUUGGAAUUUUAAAAGUCACAAAUGCAUUUCUUCAUGUUUUUAUGCAAAAUGUCCCUUUUUACAGGCUUGGGUGAACAUUUUUGAGGAAGUUUUAAUAAAAAAGAAAAAAAGAAAUA
Molecule: messenger RNA, 2666 nt
Organism: Stegastes partitus (bicolor damselfish)
Lineage: Eukaryota; Metazoa; Chordata; Actinopteri; Pomacentridae
Gene: scinla
Product: scinderin like a
Exons: 17
Coding region: 118-2265 (715 amino acids)
Biological process (GO): central nervous system development; actin polymerization or depolymerization; cell projection assembly
Cellular component (GO): cytoplasm; actin cytoskeleton
Molecular function (GO): phosphatidylinositol-4,5-bisphosphate binding; actin filament binding
Source: RefSeq, a predicted model, not a curated record